Molecule: messenger RNA, 1005 nt
Organism: Plasmopara halstedii
Lineage: Eukaryota; Oomycota; Peronosporomycetes; Peronosporales; Peronosporaceae
Product: CCT domain
Exons: 1
Coding region: 1-1005 (334 amino acids)
Biological process (GO): regulation of flower development
Molecular function (GO): protein binding
Source: RefSeq, a predicted model, not a curated record
AUGAUCGAUUCUGAAGUGGCCGAGACGCUUAUGAGUCUUUCAGCGCCUGACGAGCGCAAUUUUCACGAUAAUCCACUCUAUGCCUCCGAGCCACCAUCGUUAUGGCAAGCUGGCAAGAAACGCGCCUUCGCAACCUUCGAUUCGUGUAUCACCACCUCGAUGCCAUCGUCCAGCUUCUUGCAUCCACAAUCAGAAUCAUAUAGUUCUGCUAUGGCACUUUUGGCUCACAGGAUUCAAGAGCGUCCUCUCACGUCCAUGAUACCUAGUCUUGAGGACGCCAGCAGUAGUAGCGAUGUGGACAUGGAAUCUGGCGAAGCUAGCGAUGAAUCAUCUGAUCGCCAGACUUGGCCUACUUAUCGCUCGUCUUUCGACGGCCUCGUCGCUGCUGCAGCCAUCAAGCAAAAUGACAACGACAUCUUCUCAAAAGUUAACAGUAGGCCAAUUUCCAUUCCCAUGCGCGGUGGCAACAACAGUAGCAGCAUGAAAUAUGGUGACCAUUCAUCCUUUGAUCGGAAAUAUUCCUCUUCGUGCGGUAAGAAGUACAAAUCUAGCAGUCUUUCACGCGUGCAGGAAGACAAAUCUUUCUUGGGUCGCGACUGCAGCCCUACGGGUGUUGAGGAUGAUGGCACGUGGUACGAUAGUGAGUACAGGCAGCGCGUACGCCUAGCCUCUGUGUGCUCUUCCGAAGGAAGCGAUUAUGGUGGACUGGGUCGUCAGCACCUAGAAGAAUUCAUUCGUAUGGAAAUUUCGGCAGCUAAUGAGAAUGACCAGCGCAGAGAAAGCACAUCGAAUUCAUCUGAGAGCAAAUACAUCGGCAGUUACUCCCCUGAAGCCCGACGAAAGCGUAUUGAUCGCUUUCUUGAAAAGCGUAAGCGUCGCGUGUGGGCCAAGAAAGUGGAUUACGAUGUUCGCAAGAAUUUUGCAAACUCGCGCUUGCGCGUUAAAGGUCGCUUCGUCAAAAAGGAGGACGAAGAGCUGUUGUGCCAGUUAAUGAGCUACACGUGA